GUUUUUUAGCCGGCCAGCUUUAUGGGUUGCCGGGGUUUUCGUGAAGGGCACACGUAAAGUUCUUUGAUUAAAGGAUUCCAAUUAUUGUUGGUGUCAAGAAAUGCUUCAUAAUGCCAGAGCAACUUGAGCUUCAGCAGCUCGUGGGUGCUGAAAGUGAAGAAUGUCGAAAACUACGUAGUCCAACCCAAAGUUUACCAUCGUUGCUGUGGAAAACAUGCCCUUAUCUCGGACUUUUUCUAGCAACCCUUUCCUCUUUGUUUUUUUCUUUAUGCUCUGUUAUCGUCAAGUGGCUUGUUGAUGUCCACCCAAUGGAACUUGCAGCAUGUCGUUUUGUCGGUGUUCUUCUUCCAGCAAUUCCAAUUGUUUUGUUUCGUAAGGAACCACUGUUUCCCCAGGGUCGUCGCAUAAUGCUUCUAUUGCGUUCAUUCGUAGGGACAACAGGGUUAAUGCUCAGUUUCUAUGCAUUCCGACACAUGCCUUUAGCAGAUGCUUCUGUCGUCGUGUUUAGCGUGCCAGUUUUUGUUGCUAUUUUUGCUCAUUUGUUUCUCAAAGAACCUUGUGGUUUAUUCAAUGCAGUGUCUGUUGUGCUCACUUUAGUUGGUGUUGUAUUGAUUACACGUCCACCAUUAUUGUUUGGACACAGUAUUCCUGCUUUAGCUUCUCCAAAUGAAACCACAAGCACUAGUGAUUUUUGGGGAGCAGUUGCUGCGUUUUCUGCUACAAUAUUUGGUGCUAAUGCAUAUGUUCUGCUACGUGCUUUGAAAGGCUUACACUUUUCUGUUAUCAUGACUAAUUUUGGAGCUUUUGCCUUGAUUCAGACACUAUUGGUGACAUGGGAACUGGGUGGCUUGUGUUUACCUCGCUGUGGCUACGAUCGUCUGUUGGUGGUGGCUCUUGCAGUUUUCAGUUUUGGUGGCCAAAUAUUACUGACACUUUCUCUUCAGCUAGAGCAGGCAGGCCCAGUGGCCAUAGCACGCUCAGCUGACAUAGUGUUUGCAUUCAUUUGGCAAGUGCUGUUCUUCAAAGAAGUACCAAACUGUUAUAGUAUUGCUGGUGCUUUUUUGGUUACUAGUUCUGUCAUGUUGGUUGGUGUGAGAAAAUGGGCUUUGGCAUUGCCAGAGUCUUCUCCCAUGAAGAGACGUCUGGGAGUAUUAGCUAGAUAGUAGAGCUUUCUUGUGUUUUUUUCAUUGUACAUUCUAAUUACUAUAUCAGAUCUUAUUGCUCAAACUUUGGCUUUUGUGUUAGCAAUGUAUUUCUUUCAUUGUAACUUGCAUUAAUACUCUGACUACGUUGAACAAGUUUUUAGUUGUUGAUCAUGUUGCAUAGUAUGUAAGAAUGAAAUUUAUAACCACCAGCAUGGCUGAAAUAUUUUAUUUUAUGAUAAUUUUAAUGUAAAAGUGGCUACUUCAUGGGGAUAUCAUGAUGAUUGAACUAUAUAUCAAGAAUAUUGAGCAAAUUCUGGGAAAUAAUGAAAGAACAGGGAAUUUUCUCUAAGCAUGGGCACAUUUUUAAGAAUAGUCAGUCAUAUUUUGUACAUACUUAUUCCACAAGGAUAAAACAUUUCUGUAGUUUUUGGCAUACUAGAUAAGAAUUCUUUGUUAAUUUUAUAGAUUGUGGAGCUUUGACUACCUUAUUUUAAGUGAUGUUCAAUGUAACAACUGAAAAUUUUUCUUUGUGUAUACAAAAUGUUUGUGGACACAAUGAAUGUCCAAUAAAUAAUUACUUGCGUGAAAAUAAGACAAAAACAUUUUGGCCGCUUUUUUGUAUAGUGUCGUACUUCAGACCUCGGACUGCUCAAAAUUCGGCCUUGAGUGUACAUUCAUGAACGCUUGCAGCAAUCAGUUGGACAAUGAAAAAAAAAAUAUUUAGGUUCCAAAAUAAAUGUCACUGUGGACUAUUGGUUGUUGAAAUAACAUCUCUCAAACACAAAUUGAUAUUAACUGUUUUUGUUACGAUUUCAUGAAAACUCCUGUCAUCAUGGCCAUCAUUUUUCGACCACGAGAACAAAUACAUGUUAAUCUACAAACAAGUGGCACAUAACCAUUUUUGAGCACUAUUUACUGGCGAACCUCCAUAGUGAGGAAUGCAAUACAAGUCAAGAUAAUACUAUGGGUUGCCGACAAAUAAGUUGGGGGAGGAAUUCGAUACUCAAUUUAUUUUCUUUUGUCUCUGGUGUUUUUUUUUUUUAUAUCAGCAUAUUUUGACCGGCAUUAAUAAUGAACAGAAGUCAAGGCCGAAAACUAUUACUUUGAUAUGUCAAGUGAAAAACUAGAGACUAUUGCAGAAUAAAACAAAAGAAAAAAUGUUGAAUGGGAAAGAAACUAGACAGACUAGCAUAUGGUGCCAUAAUUCUUUUUUUCAUUAAGUGUCUUAACAAAAAAAGUUGUUUAAGGGGUACCAUAAAAAAAUAACAUAUAUCUGUUUAUUAAGAUUUUACCAUUACAAUUAGAUUUUAGAUACAGUUAUUCAAUAGCUAGUGUUAGUGAUUUUUAGUGAAUGGUAAAAAAAUUGGACAGACAGGUAGGCAAAAUUAAUAAUAUUCUGAUUUCUGUGAUUAAAAUAGUCUCUAUGAAAAAUUAAAAGCUAUGAACUUAUUUUCAAAGCAAUCAACUAACAAAAAUACUGGUGAGCAUUUUAAUUGUUUAUUUUAAUAAUUAUUAUUUUAAUGUGUUGUAAACUGUUUUCAUCCCUGGGUGCUGCUGAAGAAAUUGUAAUUGUAUCCUUAUGGUUUGCUGUAUUAUUUAACCAAUACUGUAUUUUGUAAAGUUUUUCCGUACAUUACUACUUUUAUAUUUAAAAUUACAUACAAGAGCUACUAAAUUAUGUUCAGGAAAAAUACUUUUACAGAAGUAACAUAGUCUUACAGAAAUACUUUAUAUUUAAUAUUAAAUGGUUAAUUUGGUUUGAGCUUUAAUGCAACCAACAUUAUUAGCUAAUUUACAUGUAUUUUUAUUAAUGUAGUAACUUUUUAUGACAUUAGAAAACUUUAAAAAUCAGGGGGAAAAUUUGGAAGUUGGUUCUGCCAGUACAGUGGCUACCAUGUUGUGCUGUUCUUGUAAAUAGCAGUAGUAGUUCACUGUUUUAGUGAUGUAUAAUUGUUCAGUGAAACCAAUUAAAUAAGCACCUAAUGUAUGUUAAUUUUGCCAUUUAGUUACAAUUGCUGUUCCAUUAAUGCACCACUAUAGCAUAUAAUGCAUGUUGUAUAAAUUUUAGGCAAUUCACAUUUAUUAUCUAUACAUUUCACAAUAAUGAUUUGUCUGAGAUUGUUCCAACAAGACAAUCUUUUUUUGUUAUUUUUUAAAUACUUGUUAGCAGUAUUUCACAAAAUAUUGACUAAACCUUAGCAUUAUUAAAUUACAUUUAAAGAAAGGGUGGCUACCCCCAUUUUAUUACUGAAGUUUUCACAGGUGUAAAAUUGCCUGUUCUAAGAAUUUUUAAUUGCAGAAUUGUUGUUUAACUGCAAGUAGUUUGUGAUAUUUCUUUAAAAAUAGUGUUCUAAAAUCUUAUUUUAAAGACUGUACAAAAAAAAUGGCCAAUAUGUUUGACUUAUUUUUUGUAAGGAAUCACCUGACUAGCUUUGUCAGUGUAGUUUGGAAACACCCUAUCUAUUGUGAAUGUCAACAAUGACAUGCAUUAAUUUUGUGAGGUGUUUUCUCAUAUCUGAUCAGGAAAAAUUUUUGUCAUUUUAUUGUAAAAUGAAUAUUCAAAGAGUAUUAAAAUUUGUAAAAAUUUCAUAAACUUCUAUAGAUCAACUACAAAAUUUUUGUAUGCUGUUUUUGGAAAUACAGUAGAACCCUGUUAUAAUGUUUUUCAAGGGAGCAUAAGAAAAAAACAUUAUAAGCAGGAAAACGUUACCGUAUAAGCAGGAAAUCUCAAUUUAGCACUUAAUGUUCGAGCUUUGUACCAAUGGACUCACCAAGCUAUGUAAACAUUUUUAAUGUUAAAACCAAAGAUAGUAUACUUGAUACAUGAAUUUUCUGAAACAAGCCAACAAUUUUUCAACUUCGUCUUGUUCCCUGGUUAAAUUUUGUUUGUCUUUAAAGAUACACUGCCACAUUUUUUGUAAAAUUGUCUCACGAUUCAUGACGACAAUAUUAAUAGUGAGAACGUCUACUCCUUUGCCACCUGUAAAUGUUUAAAUUUGGGAUUCCUAGGUAUGAAUGAAAAAAAAAAUUAUUUGUAAGCAAUAGAAAACACUUUUAGUUAUGCCUUCGCUCAAUGGUUGGCAACUUAAAUAUUGUAGGACUAUGUACGUGCAUCUGAAUACCCACUGGAUGGCAAGGAAGAGAAGAGUUGACUAAGGGUGCCAACUGACACGUAACUAUGAACAUUUUGUACCUUCAGUAUAUUGCAUAAAAUUGUAUUUUUACAAACUUCAUGUAUUGUAUGGCAGUGAUUGUAAACAUAAACAUAUAUAAAGGAAACUUUUUAUCGUAAGUGUUGGAAUAAUUUGGUUUUAAAACAUUUUUUCCCCAUUUAUUGAAUGUUAGAAAUCAAACAUUAUAAGCAGGAAAUUACACUAUUUAUGACCGUUAUAUGCAGGAAAUAAAUACAUUGUCCUUAUGGGGGAAUUAUUGGGACUUUAAAAAUAUGACAUUAUAAGCAGGAAAACAUUAAAUGCAGGAACAUUAUAACAGGGUUCUACUGUAAAUGUAUAUUUGGUGGAACUUAAAUUAGGAAUAACAUCACAUCCUUCUUUUGCUAUAUAGGUAAAUAAUGUGAAUGAGCUCCAUUAUAAGCCUGUAAUUUAGAAAGAAAUAAUUCUAUAAUUCAUUUUUAUCAUAAAGUAAUCUGCAUGUAAAAAAUUAAUAAAAUGUGGCUUUGAUGGAACUUGAUUAAGCAAGUUGCUUGUAAAAAAAUGACAUGUUUAUGUUACAAUGUGCAAUUCUUAAUUUGACUUUAUGUAACCUGUGUUACAUUUAUGAAGCACACACACACAAAAAAAUUUAUAUACUAGAGUAUAUCCUUUUCACAAUAAAUUAAAAUUUAAUUUACUAUUUACUUUGUUGACUUGACAGUUGAUAUAUUCACUAUUUUAUUUAAUGCCAUAUAAAGCAAAUAUGGCUGCAAACCUUAUCACAUACCUGAUAGAUUUGCUGUUUUGUUGAAAAUGGAGCUUAAAAUAUGAUAGCUUAUGAAAUGUAACAAAGGUUCGAAAAUUAGGUAGCACAAAUUUUGAAAUAAACCUUUAAUUUCGAUAAUGCAACCAUUUGGUUUUUGGUUUAUUUUCUCAUGGAGAGCAAUACUUCAAAGUAAAAAUUAAAACGCAUCAAUAUUAAAACAGCAUUUUUGGCUUAUUGCUUAUCUAUGAAUUACAUUACAAAGUUAACACACUUCAUCCUUACUUGUCCAGUAUACUAAAGUUACACUAAGUAUCCUCUGUUAGCAGUGUUAUGGAAGAUAUGGUGAAAGGAGGAGAAAAUCUAUACCUUCUAAAAAAAAAAAGUGGUUCCAUUUGAUGUCCACUGGAAGGAAAAAGAAAGUUAUGUAGCAACAAAAAAGACAUUCAAUUUUUUUGUUACCUGUAAGUAGUUAUUGUAUUUAAUAUUUUGAGAACUAAUUUUAAGAGUUUUACCACUUUUUUUGCUCAGUCAUUCCAACAUUUAUAUUUCUUGUUGCACAUCUGAUAACAUUGUUUCAUCUUUGAUAUUUUUGCUUAGAAGUAUUGCAUUUACUUAAGGAACAAGAAUUACCUAAAUUAAGUUUCUCUUAUGCUGGUUUCUUCUUGUAAAGUCCACAUAUGGCAUAUUUAUACUCUGGGGUAAUUUUCAUUCCAGUAUUAUGACUUUAUAGUUAUUGAUGAGCUGAUAACUUCGGUACGUUAUGAUUUCAUUUAUAGCCAGAAAAAUCUGAGAGGCUUUCAAAUUAUGUACUAUGUGGUAAAUUUCAAUAGUAAAAUACUGCUUUAAUGUAAUAAUGAUGUGGAUUUGUGAACUAAACGCACUUAUGCAUGAAAUAAAUAUGACAAAAACUUUAAAUUAAUGGCCAUCUUGUAUACACUAAUGCAAAAUCAUACCAUAACUUUUACAACACAAUUUUAUCUCCUCAUCUGUAACUUAUGUUAUCAAUUUAAAAGUGAGUAUUAUCAACUUAAUUAUGUUACAAUUGAAUAGCCACUCUGAAUAAGGUUUUAAGUAAUGCUAAGCUGAAGUCAGGGGGAUCUGAUGUAUACAAUGUUUUGUUGUUGAUAGGGUUAGCAACACGUUAACAUUGUGCACUAUUAACAAUUUUCUUUCAUGUAAAAGUCAGCUUAUGUAAAAAUGAAGCUUAUAACAUUGUUCUAGUAGCUAUUCAAUAAAUGAAUAUUUAUUUACAUUUAAAUAUUUCCUUUCAAGUUUAAGUAUAAAUGUAAGCAUACGUCUCACGGAAGUGCUUUGAAAGAAAAUAAUGAAUAGACAUCUCUAUAAUUUGUAGUCAGACUAAAGAAAAUAAUAAAGUUAAUUUUUCUGUGGAUAUGUUGUAGGGAAUGGCUGAUUUGAAUUUGUGUUGUGACAAAAAGUGGUGGGCUAGUUUUUUUUGAAGGAACUAGUUUUCUAAACAUCUGUUCCUAUCGGUCACUUCUUCUAACUAUAUAAACACUUAUGUUGCAGCAUUAUCACUAUUAAUCUAUCUGUUUACUUUUAGUGCAUUGGCCUGACAUGGUUCUUUUUUCAUACAUUAAUUUCUUAUUUCUUAUUACUUUUUAACAAGCAAUUGUAAUAAAAUUAUUUUGACAAAUAAAAAUGGCUUUAUCAAAAAGUGUUUGACGUAUUGUAUAAGUUCAAAUGCUUUUGGUUUUGGCUAAAACAUUUUCCAAGUGUAGGUUGUUAAAAUUUGUUUGUGCUACCUAAAUUUAUUGUGAUGUGAUCUUAACUUGUCAUCAUUGUCUUUACUUAUAAGUGUAAUAAUAAGUUCUCAUGUAUAAAUUAAUUGUUGCCAUGGUGAAUAGAUAUGUGCUGUUAAUAAUUUACUUUUAAAAUUAAUUAUAUAUGUUUCACUAUUUAUGCAGUUAUAUUGUGUGUUAUAAUUACAGGUCACAGUCAUUUGUUGCAUGUCUUAUUUACAGUUGUGUUUUGUUUAUUCUCCACAUUAUAAAACUGUAUUUAAAAAUUUGACUAAAAAGUUUCAUUUAUAUUGGAUGAUAUUUUUUUUAAAAUGGCUAUCAUUCAUCACAGGUAUGAGAACAGACAAUAUUAUAUAAAACUGCCGAAAUAUUUAACUACAGUAGAACCUCGUUUCCCCGAUCAACUGGGGCCGGUGCCAAUCCGAGCUAUCAAAAAUCCAUGUUAUCCAAAGAAUGAGGGAAAAACAAUAAAAAAGAACAUGUAUGUACUUAUCACAAAAUAUUUUUAGCUACAAACUAGUUGCUAAUAAAAAAGGCAGUGAGCUUUUGCUGCCUCAGUUUUGUGUAUUGCUAACGAGUAGCACAAUCUCUAUCUGCUUUAGCAUUAGAAGCUCAGUUGGCUAUUUUUUGGCUUGACUCUCAGAAUAAACCAUAAAUUUAUCUAUGUUUCUACUCUAAAAUCAGCAGCAACAUUCCUUAACGGUUCUUCCCUACCAAUUCUUGUCAAUGCUUCCAACUUUUUUUUAUAGUCACAACAAUGUUUUUACGUUUUGUUGCCAUUGCAGACAACGUCCAAACGAAACAGCACAAUGAUACUAGGACAACACGUGAACACUACCGAGAUUGAAGCGUAACUGAGGAAUAGUCUCUCUAGGUCAAUGUCAAGUGUGAGGCAGGAGAGGGCUGAGUCACCAGUUUGCUGCAUAGCAACAGCAGGUGGGAUGAGUGCAAUGAACUCACCCACUGGCAAGUGAAUUCAAGUAAUGUACCUAUUGAGAAUAGCAAUUUAUAGUCUGUAAAACAAGUCUUCAUUUACUAUCAACAUUGUUUUUUUCCAAAACUGGUCGGGGUUAUCCAAAUGUCCGGGUUAACGACGUUCUACUGUAUAUACAAGACAUAGAUUGUGAAAUAAUAUUUAUAUUUUGUUUGUAUAAUUAGAGGUGGUUCAGCUAACAGUAGAGAAUGUGAUGAAGUUUGUACACAGAAGUAUUACUGUUAGUUAUGUACAUUUUAAUAAAAAAAAGCUUCUUUUAAUGUUAAUUCUAAUUAUUUAGUAGGAAAGUGUAUAUUUAUAUAAUCAUAUCAGUGCUCCGGAUUUUACAAUUUGGUAUAAUCUGCCUCUCUUGUUCUUUAUUCCAGUUUUAUGCUUACAGUAUUCUUUUAUUGUUUUGUUAUUGUUGUUUAUUAUGUUUUCAUAAUAGAGGUAGCCUGUAAAGGAACAAUUUUGUUCAGUGAAUAAAACUUUUGCUUAUAAAUAUUUUCAAGGUGGCUGGAAAGUGAACUGUGAUUUACAAAACAUCUAAUUUUUUAAAAUUGGCUCAUUGUGGUGGCAGAAUUAUUUGCCUGAAUGUUUUCUGUGAUAUACUUAACCAAAGUAAUUUUGUUUUCAAUGUUUUACCAUGUUUCAACAAUGGAACCCAAUGAAAAGAAACUUUAUUUUGUGUGCCAGUUUGUUCUUAUGCAUUCAACACAAUAUUUUUAUUUGUAUUAAGUAGAGAAAAAAUAACUUUCUGAGAGGGAGAGACAUUGUUUAUAAGUGUGUUAUAAUUUGGUGUUACUGUACCUAACUUUUAAGGUAGACAGAGGUGACCAGAUCUGUGAGAAAUAUUGCAGCAUUUUAAAAAUGCAAUCUGUAAAUUUGUCAACAUAAAUGGUUUAAGUAAACUGGUUAGUGUUAGUGUUGAGGACAAAAACUAACUUUUCAUGAAUAUAAAAUAAUAUAUGAAAGUAAAACCGGAUAAGCUGUGAAAAGUCACUCUGAAUCAAAAUUUUAAUUUAUUCAAACAAACGUUAACAGUAUAGCAAUGAAAAGAAUAAAUGUGUUACAGAACCAGUUCCAUGGAGAGAGUUUCUGCAAGUAAGUUAGACACAGUACAAAUUCUUUCAAAAAAAUUAGAAAUGUGGGUUUUGUGGGACAUAUUUACUUUAUGUAAUUAACAUUUUCACUUUAUAGCCACUUUUAGUAAUUUAAAAGUAGGUUCUUUUGUUUGUAAAGGGUAAAAAUAACUUCUUAAAGCCAUCCUAGAAAACUUUCAACAGCUGCAAUCAAAUCAGUUGCUUACCAAAUUUACAUACAUGUUAUUUUUUUGUAGCAAUAGUCCAUCUUUGUGAACUUUUUGUUCAGCCAGAGUGAAUUUAUUCAUGUUUGGCCAGCUAGAGUGAAUUUAUUACAUUUGAUUCAUGAAAGUUGGAAAAAGUCUACUAGAUAAGUUAUUCCAUUUUUUUUUAUCCUGCAAAGCCUUAUUUGAAUGUUAUAGAUACCAAACUAAAAUUGUUUGGUGUAUGUACAAGUAAAUUGCAGAGAAAAUGACAGCUAUCAAAUAAGAUAUUGCAAAACUAUAUCAUGUUAUUUUGAAGAGAAGUGCUUGAGGGAAAAGAAUUCAUUGGUAUAAUACAAUUACAAAAGAAAUCAAAUAUGUUAACAGCAUUCGCAAAAAUAAUACAGUUUGAGGAAACAAAAAAAUUACAAGUAAUACUUUCAAUAAUGAUCUACAGCAGUGAUGAAAAACUCCAUUUUUGCUGGGGCCAGGUAUCAUUUUUGAAACUAAUUCGAGGGCCAAGCUUUAAAAAAUAACUAUCAAAUGUCUUGGAACAAUUUCUAAUGUUAAAUUAUUCUGUAAAAUAAUCAAUAUUUGGCCUUCGAUAGAGAAACAAAAUAUAAUUCUUGGAUAAAAUAUAUUACAGAAAAAUUUAAAAAUAAACUUUAAAUCUAGGAAGUGAGUAUGUGAAUGUCAUAAAUAUAAAAAAUAUUUUUCUGUUGUUUUUUUUUGUGAGAAUGUCAUGGUUUUAUAACUGUAUUGUGACAAUGUAUUCUAGAUACAUGCAAACACUUAUGGCUAAUACAUGACAGUUUGUAUGAUAAUAUUUCAUUGUAAAAAGAUUCUUUAAGUGGGCCUUUGUUGACACAAUGUCGAGGGCCAGAUCCACCCCGCAGGUCACCAGUUGGCCAUCACUGAUCUACAGGAAGCUAAGUUGAUUUACCCUGAAAUAGUUAAACUAUUAAAAAUAAAUAUUUGCAUAUCUGAGAAAGGUUUUUGUAUAGUAAUAACUCAGUAAAAUGGACAGCAGAUUCUUCACACCACAUCUUCUACAUGAUGAUAUUUUUGCAACUAUAUCAUCUGAAUGAGGUUUUACUGCUUAAAUAGAGUUAUUUAUCUACCAGACUUUUUCUUACAGACCUUAUCCUACUGCUUUCUCAUUGUAAACAUUUUCUUCUGUUCUAAUCUAAACUCAACGAUGAAUGUUUUUCCUCAUUGUGAUAAUACUUUUGUAACCUAUGAAGGAGCCUAAAAAUAUACAACUAUAUGUAUUAUUUUUUCAAGUACAAAUACUUAAAAAAAAAAAAGUAUAUUUCAGUUUUGGCCAUGACCUUCAACUUAUGGAUUGAAUAUUUUUCGUAAAAUUUCUCAAGACAUGUUUUGAGACAGGAAUCAUUAUUGUGUUCUUAGCUUUUAUCAGAUCCUCAUAACCGUAUUUAUUGGCUCAAGUCAUUGAUAUAAUUAUUGGCUUAUUAUUUUUGUUCCAGUAAGAGAACUAAUAUAAUAGAUUUGCAUUUUGAUGUAUUAAAACUAUUUCAUUUCUCUUAAUUAUUCAUGUACUGGAAUUGCACAGACUUGAAAAGGUGUUGCCAAAUGUUCACUAGCUUCUCAAAUCCUGUUCCAGGUAAUGAAAACCUUUCCAAUGACCUGCAUGCCUUUGUUUAGGAUUUUUUUUUCAUCAAAACAUUUUCGUUUGCAAGCCACAUUACAUCUGCUUACAUUACACACUUAGUGAAAAAUACUGCAACAUUUUGUGAUAACAGUGGGGACUGUAAUUGUUUGUUCAGUUUUUAAGGUAAAGCAAUGCUGAAAACAUUUAGCAAUAUUAUAGAAUUUAUAAAUCAUGGUACAAUUAAUAGUUAGUUUCUUGACAAUAAUAAUUGUGUUUCCACUCAAUGCACAUUUUGCCUGCUACUGUUUUGUUGCUUUUACAGGUAACUUUCUUAGUGACUUCACAAAGCUUGUUUUUGAAUCCUUAUAAAAAACCAUGCACUAUAUUUUCAAAGAGACUGGCUGGCUCUUCGUGUGUGUGUGAUUUGGAAUUUAUAAUCUACUUAUAGGUAAACUUUGGUCACAACUCCAUGAAAUAUUUUAUGCUGUUAAUUGCUGUCUGUAGGUAAAUUGACAAAUAGUAAUGUGUAAGUUGUAGCUUAGCUCUUAAAUAUGAGACUGCUGAAAAAAAUUGUGUAAAAUAUUUGUCACUUUUAUAUAAAUUUGAUGUGUGCUUAUCUUCAGUAUGUAUUGUUUUACCAAAAUUUAUUAAAAGUAGUCAUAAACAUAUAUAAUUUUGUUUAGAAUGUUGCAUUGUUUCUGUAGGCUUUAAAAACACUUUUGCACUGUGGAAAGAUUUUUAAUUUAGGGAUUUGUUAUAUUAUUUAAUUGUUUGUUUGUUUAUUUAUUUAUUUAUUUAUUUAUUUUGAGCAUUACUGGCAGUUUGUAAGCAAUUGCCUAUUUUUAUAUUUUUCACUGUACAUGUUUAAAGUUCAUAUAACUUGGCAUUAUUUCUGUUUUCCAAAGAAAAUAAGUAGUGUUCUAAAUGGAUUUUAGGUAUUUUUAUGCAUACUGUGUAUGUUGCAUCACUUGAUUUUUGUGUUUAGAUGUUUUAUUGUUAUGUGAUAAUAGAAAAACUGAAAAUUAUCAUACUUUAAUAUAAAUUAUUUGAAGACUAGUGUAGUUAUAUUUUAUUAAUACUUGGCAUUUGUAAAGAAUGUGCCAAUGCUUGAUCCUUGUGUUACAUUGGAUGCUUUAGCUGCUAAAUGGUUAAUGUCAAAAAAUACCCUAGAUGAAUUUGCCAACAAGUUAUAUGUUUAAAUAUAACUAAUUUGCACAAAAUUCACUUCUUAAUUUUGGAAUGUAGAAUCAAGUCCCAACAUUGGUUGGAAAAAUUUCAUCAUUUGGUUUAGAAACCUUAUGCUGUGGCAUAUCUGGGAAGAGAGAUGUUCUUGGGAGCAUGUGAAAUAUAAAUAAAGAUUUAAAAAAUAAUAUAAUGUGAUCUUUGACUUCAAUCCCUAAUUUGUGUAACCAUUCAGAAAAUUACUGAAGUUGCUUGCAGAUAUUCUAGACAUUUUGUGGAGGAGCUUUAGCAAAAUUCUUGCUUUAUAUCACUAGCCUUAUAUCAGCACAAUUUUUGGAUGGUGCUAGUUUUGUUACAAGCAUUAUGGAAAUUCUUUUUAAUGCAUUAAACAUGCAACGGGCAGUUUUGAAUUCCACAUCAGAAGAACGAAUGAUUCGUUCCUAAAAAUGCUCAUGUUAUUCGAUAUCGCAUAUUCUGAAGCAUUAGUUUCCAUAAAUAGCAAGGCAAAUUUAUUUAAUGUGUUCCAAAAUUUUGUAGGAAAAUAUACUUUACGUAAUAUAAAUGCGUUGAAUAACACUCAACUAUAAAUAUGUCACACCAUUUAUCUUUAUAUGCCUCCCAUCGCACUUUUUAUGACAAAUACUUCACCGCGUAAUGGGAGAUACGUUCUUAUGUACUUUAUCGUCAGUCGGCUGGCUGACUUGCCCACCCACCCGCAUGUCGCGUACCUAUCCAAACCAUCCUUUACUGGCAGUGAAACCGAUAUUACUGUCCGUAUAGUUACAUUUUAAUUUUUCAAAAUUUAAAGUGCUUAUUCGCUUAUCACCACCUGGUUCACACCAAUUCUGUCAGGCCAAUAAUAAAUUUUUUUCAUUGCAACAUUCAUUUAACAACCUUUUCCACGUGAAUCAUCUGUUCAUUUCUGUUCCGGUAUCUAAUGUCAAAUAUAUUCCUGCUAGUACAACCAGCAGCGUCAGACUUAUGUAAACUUUUGGUAAGAGUCAUUUCGUACGAUUGUGCGCAAAGUUGACUUGCUUAAAACUAAAGUGCAACCUACAUAAGUGUGGACUUCAUGACAAUCUGCGUGCCGUAAUACUUCUAGUUUUGUCUCAAAUACUUGAACACAAUGCAUUAUGAGUGAUCAAGCACGUACAGUUACAGGCAGCUGAAUGGGCAGACGUUGCUUUUGUUUGAGUGAAUUCCCUGCCACUGGCUAGACUGAAAUCACGGCCCGGUAUGUGGCCAGGCAACAACGGUACGGCACGGCGGCAUACGUGCGGACAUAAAAACAUUUGGUCCUUUCACACCAUAGCCGCAACUUAACUUGCCAUAGCUGAUGUUUUUACAACAGCCGAUAGUGUAGACAGACCUGUACGCACAUCUCCUCUCCCCUUGUUUGGCUAACUGUAUCCCACGGCACAUCUGUUGUUUACAGAAGUUGAAGCAGACUUUGUGGCGUUGUGCUUGACUUUUUUUUUUUUUGCCUGCCGAGAUUUCGUGCUAACUGAAAUUUACAGACGUGCUAUUCAAGACUGGGACAGUAAAAUUCACAGUGCGUUAAAUGAAUCCGCGCAAUCUGAAGACUUGCUAAGUGAGUGAUAGGUGUAUUCACUCUGACUUUAAAGAAGAAAAUAAAAUAACAGCCCUUGCACAGUGUUUGUAAAGUAUCCGAUUUAUGGUUAUGACUAGCUCAUCAAAUAAUGUCGCCGAGGUAUGGAAGUAAAACAUUUUUCAUCGUGUUUCAACUUUCCAAGUGGCAGUAAUAUAUUGUCACAUUUUCUCUUGUUAAGUGACAGGCUGCAAGAAAUGCACACAAUAAUAGUCUAUAGUGUGUUUCAUGCUUAGAUAAUAGUACAGAGCAAAUAAAUGGUGCACACUGUUGCCAGACUGAUACUACCUAUCUUGUUUGCAUUAAAAUUCUUAUUUUGUAU
Molecule: messenger RNA, 13806 nt
Organism: Bacillus rossius redtenbacheri
Lineage: Eukaryota; Metazoa; Arthropoda; Insecta; Phasmatodea; Bacillidae
Product: solute carrier family 35 member G1
Exons: 2
Coding region: 111-1163 (350 amino acids)
Cellular component (GO): membrane
Source: RefSeq, a predicted model, not a curated record